Desarmillaria tabescens is the source of this 270-nucleotide messenger RNA. RefSeq names its product CTAG/Pcc1 family. The transcript is spliced from 2 exons. The annotation marks the transcript as partial. Lineage: Eukaryota; Fungi; Basidiomycota; Agaricomycetes; Agaricales; Physalacriaceae. Gene Ontology annotation, cellular component: EKC/KEOPS complex. The record is from RefSeq and is a predicted model, not a curated record.
UCCGUGCAGAUACCGUUCAUCUCGCAUAAACAUGCCAUGAUCGCCAAGCGAACCAUCGAGGUCGAUCCAGAACUACAGCCCCAGGCAGUGAAACGUACACUGUUCGUUGAAGGCAGCAUUUUGACUGCAAAUUUCGAGACUCUGACCGUCCGACUAGCUCGUUUGACGGUCAAUGGCUUCUUAGAAAAUGUCGAUCUUGUCGUUCGUACCCUAGAACAGUUUGGCGAAGACGCUGAGAAACGCCAUGUACAAUCAAGCCAAUAUCCUUGA